CAAAAUGGCUUCUCAGCAGCAGCAGCAGCCCGGUGGGCCGAUGUCCCAACCCGGAUUACAGCAGUCCACCUCAUUGCAACAGCAACAACAACAACUGAGCCAACAGCAAGACUUCGAUCCAGUCCACAGGUUUAAGAUGCUUAUUCCACAACUGAAAGAGAGUCUACAGAAUGUAAUGAAGGUUGCAUCCCUGAAUUUGGCCCAUAACACGUCAAUUGACAACGGCAUCAAAAGCAGCGACACAUCUGUCCAGCGCUUUGACAAAAGCCUAGAGGAGUUUUAUGCCCUUUGCGAUCAACUGGAACUGUGUUUGCGGCUGGCAUACGAGUGCCUCUCCCAGAGCAUUGACAGCGCCAAACAUUCACCCAACCUGGUCCCAACUGCCACCAAGCCAGACACAGUGCAGACAGAGUCCAUGUCUUAUGCCCAGUACCUCGGCAUGAUCAAGUCUCAGAUUUCCUGCGCCAAAGACAUCCACAACGCUUUGCUGGAGUGUUCCAAGAAGAUCGCAGGAAAGGGUCAGCCUCAGGGAAUCAUGUAGACCUGCACCUGACGAUCCCACCGCUCUGCAUCUGGGGACUUUUUUGAGAAAGAUGAUGGGCUUUCAUAUUUGGGGCUGGCCCAUGUUCAGAACUCAUUUUUGUGCUACAUUGGUCAAGAUGCUGUUUAAUUUCUCAAGAUCCUGUAUAUUUGGUUAAGAUUUUUAAGUAAGUUAUGUUUCCUAUCAACGACGUGUAAAUAUUCCUGACAGAAAGUCAUGUGGUAAGAUGACCAGCAGGUGGUGGCAGAGUUGUAACUGCCAGCUCAAUAUUCACAGGUCUUUUGUAGCCUAUUUGUAUUGAAUAUUAAAACCUUUCUACUCAUACUAAUGUUUUCUCAUAAUUCAAGAUGCACAAGGAACAAAGGACCUGGCUAUCAAUAACAUCGUAAACUGAUAAGGAGGAUGUAACGUUAGCAUGAUUCAUAAGAGCAAACACCCAUCAGUGGUGGAUGCAGGUGCUGUAGAGGCAGAUACAUGAGAAGAUUAUAAAAGAAAUCCUGCAGCUGAAGUUUCUUACAGCAAAGUCUUAAAUAAUUACUGGUUCAAUUGUGCAGAUGAAUUAACACCAUUUGAUUUUACUGUUUAUCUUGUCUGCAGUCAGUUUUUCUUUUUAAGAUUUAACACACUGAAGUAGAAGAAGGGAAGAAACCAUCAGACUCGAAUGGACGCAGUAAAGUGUAUUUUAAAUAAAAGCAGUCACAGACAUUGA
Molecule: messenger RNA, 1250 nt
Organism: Chelmon rostratus (copperband butterflyfish)
Lineage: Eukaryota; Metazoa; Chordata; Actinopteri; Chaetodontiformes; Chaetodontidae
Gene: med29
Product: mediator complex subunit 29
Exons: 4
Coding region: 5-541 (178 amino acids)
Biological process (GO): regulation of transcription by RNA polymerase II
Cellular component (GO): mediator complex
Molecular function (GO): transcription coregulator activity; transcription factor binding
Source: RefSeq, a predicted model, not a curated record